AUGAAAUCGGUUAAGCUGUGGAUUAGGUGGAUUGGAGCCUAUUACCUUAAAGGUGGUAGCAUAAUGCAGUGGGAACCUAAGACCACAAGCUCGUGGAUGCUCAAGAAUAUAGCUAAGGUGCGUGGGCUUACUGUACAGAGCGAGUAUUGGAGUGACAGUCUUUCUAAUGUUAUAUUUCCCCGUGUUCAAUCUUGUCGAGAUACAAAAUCUGUUAUCCUUGAUAUAUGUGCUAAUGAGGACAGGAAAAUUGCGGGGAGAGUUGCAGUUAUGUUGGAAGGUUUAUGGAAGAAUAGAAACGACUUUGUUUGGCAUAAUGAAAAGGAAGAAGCUUCUAAGCUUGGUUGGCUAGCCUUUCAUAAGUGGCAAGAGUGGUUCACAGCUCAAAAUCCUAGAGACAUACAAGGUGUUAGCGGUAACUUGGUUAAUUGGUCCCCUCCUCCUUUUGGAUGGUUAAAAUGCAAUGUUGAUGCCGCCUUCAAUCAGCGGUUAGGGACUACAAACCGCGGUUGGUGUAUUUCAAACGAUCAAGGUAACUUUGUAGCUGCUGGUACUGCCUGGGACGAGUGCACUUUCUCUGUCUUAGAGGCGGAGGCCUUAGCUCUUAAAGAGGCUAUCCAGGUCGCUAGUACUUUAUACCAUGUUCCUGUUAUUUUUGAGAGUGAUUCUCAACAGGUGGUAAAUGCCAUUGGCUCUAAUUUAGGGGACAGGUUUUGUUCUGGUUAUGGAGGAUAUUGUUCAUCUUCUUCAUCCAACUAUAAAAUAUAUGUUUAUCUUCUUGAUCGAUAG
Molecule: messenger RNA, 786 nt
Organism: Vicia villosa (hairy vetch)
Lineage: Eukaryota; Viridiplantae; Streptophyta; Magnoliopsida; Fabales; Fabaceae
Exons: 4
Coding region: 1-786 (261 amino acids)
Molecular function (GO): nucleic acid binding; RNA-DNA hybrid ribonuclease activity
Source: RefSeq, a predicted model, not a curated record